GUCAAGCAGCGGGCGGUGCCCAGAGGGUCACUCCGCCACUAUAUAAGACGAGUGCCCAGCGCCACUCCUCACUUGCUUCCAGUCAUCGCUACAACAAUAUGGCUCUCAAGGUUACUGUGUUGGCUGCCCUUGUGGUUGUCACACUCGCUCGACCCGACAAACGACCCUUCUUCAACGACCAACUUCCCUCUUCUGCAUACAGUCUCCCAUCCCCAGCACCCACCUACAACGCCCCAGAACCCACCUACAACGCCCCAGUACCCACCUACAACGUUCCAGCACCCACCUACAACGCCCCAGCACCCACCUACAACGCCCCAGUACCCACCUACAACGCCCCAGCACCAGUGCCUACAUACAGAGCUCCGGCCCCAACACCCACCUACGGCACUCCUGCUCCAGUAGCUCCUCCCAAGUAUGACUUCAGCUGGGCCUUGAAGGACGACUACUCCAGGAAUGACUUCGGCCACCAGGAGUCCCGGGACGGCUACGACACCCAGGGUUCCUACAGUGUCCUGCUUCCCGACGGUCGUCUGCAGACAGUGACCUACACUGUCAACGGUGACUCCGGCUACGUGGCCCAGGUGGCCUACGAGGGCCAGGCCCAGUACCCAGCACAACAGCCUUCGUAUGGGGCCCCUUCACCCCAGCCUAUCUACGGUGCCCCUACUCCCCGACCUAUCUAUGGUGCACCUACACCCCAGCCUAUCUAUGGUGCACCUACACCCCAGCCUUCUUAUGGCACCCCAGCCCCACUAUAUGCUUAAACUCUUCUACCGAACUUCUUUACUCUAGUUCUUGAUUAAAUUAUAUGCAUUGAAAUUUAUUGAAUAAAAUAUAUAAAUUUUUAAGAGCAA
This is a messenger RNA of Procambarus clarkii (red swamp crayfish), 857 nucleotides long. RefSeq names its product cuticle protein 18.6-like. Lineage: Eukaryota; Metazoa; Arthropoda; Malacostraca; Decapoda; Cambaridae. Gene Ontology annotation, cellular component: extracellular matrix. The record is from RefSeq and is a predicted model, not a curated record.